CCCACCUCACCCUUUAUCUUUUGCUGCCCGCCGCUAUAAUUGCCAGCCGGCUUGGUUGGUUGCUGGUGUCACCAGGGCCACCAAGCUCUCCCCCACCCCGCUUGCUCAGCAGCGGCCUCCUCAGAAGCCUAGCAGCUCUUCCUCGCCCCAACAGCCGUUUCCCAGAUCUUUUUCAGCACCGGCACUCCAGCAGGGCACAGCAAGGGCAUCUACUCGGGCAUUUUUCGCCUGAUCCAGUCCAACCGGAGAGACUGCAAGACAGUGAAACCAUUGGACUCCGCUUAGAAACUUCCUGAUAUUUCUAAGGGCCGAUAAGGCCACGCUCACGUGGAGCCCACACGUCAGUGGCCCGAGUCCCGCUGACUUAAGUCAGCGGAGACUCAUCCCGAUAAGGCAGGGAAUGAGUACAACCAAGGUGAAGAGACGUGUGGGGAAGUAUGAGCUCGGUCGGACCAUAGGUGAAGGCACAUUCGCAAAGGUCAGGUUCGCAAAAAACACUGAGACAGGCGAACCAGUAGCCAUCAAGGUCGUAGAUAAGGAGAAGGUCCUCAAGCACAAGAUGGUGGAACAGAUUAAGCGGGAAAUUUCAACAAUGAAGUUGAUCAAGCAUCCCAAUGUUGUUCGCAUAUAUGAGGUGAUGGGAAGUAAAACAAAGAUCUACAUUGUGUUAGAAUAUGCUACAGGUGGCGAGCUCUUUGACAUAAUUGCUAACCAUGGUCGAAUGAGGGAAGAUGAGGCCAGGAGGUACUUCCAACAAUUAAUCAAUGCAGUUGAUUAUUGUCACAGCAGGGGUGUGUACCACCGGGAUCUAAAACCUGAAAAUGUACUGCUCGAUUCAUAUGGAAACCUGAAGGUCUCUGACUUUGGGCUGAGCGCCCUAUCUCAGCAGAUCAAGGAUGAUGGAUUGCUGCACACAACUUGUGGAACUCCGAACUAUGUUGCACCAGAGGUCCUUGAAGAUCAAGGCUAUGAUGGUGCAAUGGCUGAUUUGUGGUCAUGUGGAGUUAUCCUGUUUGUUCUGCUAGCAGGGUAUUUGCCUUUUGAGGACUCUAAUCUUAUGACGUUGUAUAAGAAAAUAUCAAAUGCAGAAUUUACAUUUCCACCGUGGACGUCUUUUCCUGCGAAGAGGCUGUUAACAAGAAUCCUUGAUCCAAAUCCAAUGACGAGAAUAACAAUCCAUGAAAUAUUAGAGGAUGAGUGGUUCAAAAAGGGCUACAAGCGCCCGGAAUUUGACGAAAAAUAUGACACCACAUUGGAUGAUGUGGAUGCUGUCUUCAAUGAUUCAGAAGAGCACCACGUGACAGAAAAGAAAGAAGAAGAGCCAGUAGCUCUGAAUGCAUUUGAACUGAUUUCAAUGUCAGCAGGCCUAAAUCUUGGAAACUUAUUCGACUCAGAGCAGGAAUUCAAAAGAGAAACAAGGUUCACCUCAAAAUGUCCACCCAAGGAAAUUGUCCGCAAGAUUGAGGAAGCUGCAAAACCUCUAGGAUUCGAUGUUCAGAAGAAAAAUUACAAGUUGAGGCUCGAAAAGGUGAAAGCAGGGAGGAAAGGAAACCUCAAUGUUGCUACUGAGAUACUACAAGUUGCACCCUCUCUUCAUAUGGUAGAAGUCCGAAAAGCAAAAGGCGACACUCUGGAAUUCCAUAAAGUAACUACCAUACGCGCAAAGAUCAUGCUUAUAAAAGAAACAUAUCUAUUCAUGAAGCUGAGCCAUUGGUUGGAGAAGUGGAUUAAUUCCUAUACUUAGGCUUCUUCAAUCACCAAUAGUUUGGGUUGACUAAGUUAGAGAUUCAUAACUUAGCUUUGCUCUUCAACAGUAUAUGGUACUUAUGUGUAAACUGUAACUUUCUGCAGUUCUACAAGUACCUUUCCAAGACCUUAAAGGACGUUGUCUGGAAAUCCGAGGAUCUGCAAAUGCAACCUGCUGCUUAGCACUCGGCAGAACCUAAGGAGAGGAAGGAUGGAAAACUAUUUGUGUCUCAUUCUUCCAAGCAGAUUCCAUUUUGGUAGCCUGGAUCAGCAAAUAUGUUCUCCGAAUUAUAUAUGUACUGGUGUGGCCCAGCAAAUUGUGCUGGUCCUCCACUACUGUUGUAAAUGCUGCAUUUUGAGAGGUCGCGUUGCUUGCUGUAGACUGUAGUUGGAGUGAAGCUCGUUCAGUAGAUUUUGUCAGUAUGUGAGCUUUGUAAAUUCAUGUAUGCCAAUGAAUCAUGUUGAAACACCAUGCACAAAAUCCGCGAAAUGAAGCCAAGUAUGGUUUUUGCACCCU
This is a messenger RNA of Panicum virgatum (switchgrass), 2263 nucleotides long. Its product is annotated as CBL-interacting protein kinase 32-like. NCBI's taxonomy places the organism in Eukaryota, Viridiplantae, Streptophyta, Magnoliopsida, Poales, Poaceae. The record is from RefSeq and is a predicted model, not a curated record. Gene Ontology annotation, molecular function: protein kinase activity; ATP binding. Gene Ontology annotation, biological process: protein phosphorylation; signal transduction. The transcript is spliced from 14 exons. Bases 401 to 1744 code for a protein of 447 amino acids.